This is a messenger RNA of Acanthisitta chloris (rifleman), 927 nucleotides long. It is a transcript of the gene CETN3, whose product is annotated as centrin, EF-hand protein, 3. Gene Ontology annotation, biological process: spindle pole body duplication. The annotation marks the transcript as partial. Gene Ontology annotation, molecular function: calcium ion binding; microtubule binding. NCBI's taxonomy places the organism in Eukaryota, Metazoa, Chordata, Aves, Passeriformes, Acanthisittidae. The transcript has 4 exons. Gene Ontology annotation, cellular component: microtubule organizing center. The record is from RefSeq and is a predicted model, not a curated record.
AAAUCUGUUAUAUUUUCUUUCUCUUUAUCUAGGAAUGAGCUCUCAGUAGACAAAACUAAAAAGAAGAAAAGAAGAGAACUGACUGAGGAACAGAAGCAAGAAAUUAAAGAUGCCUUUGAGUUAUUUGAUACAGACAAAGAUAGAGCAAUAAAUUAUCAUGAAUUAAAGGUGGCAAUGAGAGCCUUGGGUUUUGAUGUGAAAAAAGCUGAUGUCCUGAAAAUACUUAAAGAUUAUGAUAGAGAAUCAACAGGCAAGAUCACCUUUGAAGAUUUUAAUGAAGUUGUGACAGACUGGAUAUUGGACAGAGACCCGCAAGAAGAAAUACUCAAGGCAUUCAGAUUGUUUGACGAUGACGACUCCGGUAAAAUAAGUCUGAGAAACCUGCGCCGGGUUGCUAGAGAAUUGGGUGAAAAUAUGUCUGAUGAAGAGCUGCGGGCUAUGAUUGAAGAAUUUGACAAGGAUGGAGAUGGAGAAAUCAAUCAAGAAGAAUUUAUUGCUAUUAUGACUGGAGAUAUUUAGCAUUUGAAGAAGAGGAAUUAACCCAGCAUAGAAGGAGGAGUUGUUGGCAGCUUCCAUUACAAUGUUUCAUACUUUCAUUCAUUUCUGUAGCUGGAGUGAUGCAGAAAAUUCCUUUUAUUGUAGGACCAAAAUAAGGACAGGUCACAUGCACUGAUAAUUCAGUACUUUAUAUCAUUAAAUAUUAUCACUAGAAUAAUUGAUAUAUUAUUAUAGAAUGAGUAAGUAAUGAUGCAUUUUGGAACGUUUGUGUAAUCAUUUGUAAAACAGGCUUGUAUCAGAUUUCUAAAUUGUAUCCUAUUAUAAGAACCUUCUGAGGUUCUUGACUUUGUGUUAGCAUUAGAUGUGGCCUUAGUUUUGAUACAUAAGGUUUGACAAACUUCCAUUUUAAUAAAAUGUUCUUUAUUAUUA